Molecule: messenger RNA, 1584 nt
Organism: Lytechinus pictus (painted urchin)
Lineage: Eukaryota; Metazoa; Echinodermata; Echinoidea; Temnopleuroida; Toxopneustidae
Exons: 3
Coding region: 141-623 (160 amino acids)
Source: RefSeq, a predicted model, not a curated record
AUGAUCAAGGAGCUUCCAAGGAGCAUCACACGGAGGAAUCCGCAGAAUUACUUCCUUUAAAACAGAGAGUCGAUGUAGCCGUCUGCAGCGGCAGUCUUUCAAACAGCGUCGAGGGGCUCACCCAACAUAUAAGACAACGCAUGAACGAAGUAGUAAGGACCGUAAGAUUCGAGACACUGCCCUACAACAUCAGGGAUAUGAACAGGUUUGAUCUGACCGGUAUAGAUGUUCUGCUUCUGUGUCACUCCAUACAAAACAGACGAUUCUCUAUUACUGAUGUCACUGAUUCUAUCUACGACGGCUUCUUACAGCGCGCCAGAAAAACCCUCGGAAAAAGUAAAGUUGGAGUCAUCGCUCACGAUUUUUCAGAAGGUGACCUUUCACCUGAAAACCUUCUAUCCAAGAUGGAGUCAUUCCGGUACAACCAACAUACCACGUUCGAAUGUGCAUCCCUGGCUCUGAUUGGUGGAAAGCUCGGCGAAGGGGAUGUCCAACUGACAGAUGAUCAACUGGAAGAACUUGAGCAGUUCUUUAUCAAAGCCUCUUCCCCACCAGUUGAAGAAAAAGUAAUAGUUACCACGAGAAGGUUCUUUCAUUGUUUAACAUGCCUUUUAUUUGAGUAAAAUGGACGGACAAUAAAGUUAGGUUACGCGACGACUCUACCCGACGCGAUGGAAUGGAACAAGCCCUACUGCUCUAUCUCAAAGGUAGUUUUCACAACUAAGGGAGAGUUUUCGCAUCUGCAACGGGGACAGAUUCAAGAACACAGUAAAUCUAUUGAAAAUGCCCGUCAAAUGACAAAGUACAGCUGGAAGGUCUUUGUCGAAAAUUGUUGAACCGGAGCAGCAGUUUCGCCAUAAUUGUUUUGGAGCUGACAAAAGAAAAUGCAUAUAGGUAGUUUGCCCAGAGUCCAGGACGAAACUGCUGUUAUGAUUCACCUGAAUUCGGCAAAGACUUCUCGUUGUGCUUUGGCAUGAAGAUCAUUUGAAAAUGCAUUUUCUAUGUUCUUGAAUCCAUCGUGCAAUGUGGAAACGAAAACUCUUUGUUAUCUAUUGACGGGGAUGGAUGUUGAGAUGAAGGGCGUCAAAGUCAGUGAUUUACAAACGAUUCUUUGUGCUACCAAUAAAAAAAAAAUGGGAGAGAAGCAAGCAUUCUUUUCUUUAUUAUUAGUCACCUUAUUAUUGGUCACCUUUAUUUCAUUAUGCUUAUCGAGCAAAAGUUAGUGCACACAAAUUUGUUGACCUGGUCUUUUGUUAACGCGUAUUUUAAUAUAGUUCUACACAAGUUCCACCAUCAUAAUAUUUGUCUUUUUAAAGCAAAUUGUUAUUUUUCGUUAACUCUUGAAUUCUUAAGAGGAGGAGGAGGAGAAGAAGAAGAAGAAGAUGAAGAAGGGAAAGAAAGGGAGAACGAAGAAGAAGAGGAGGAGGAUAAAAUGAGUCAGAAGAAACCGAAACGAGUUUUUAUAAUGCGGUGGAAAUAAUUUUGUUGACUUACACUUUUGUAUAUUUAUCUUUAUAGAUUUACGGAUAUAUAGGCCUGGUUCUGCAAUAAUUAUACGAAACAUUAUAUUGAUCCUAUACAGUU